Messenger RNA from Syngnathus typhle (broad-nosed pipefish), 6018 nucleotides. RefSeq names its product MAPK associated protein 1 (gene mapkap1). Gene Ontology annotation, molecular function: phosphatidylinositol-4,5-bisphosphate binding. Lineage: Eukaryota; Metazoa; Chordata; Actinopteri; Syngnathiformes; Syngnathidae. Gene Ontology annotation, biological process: TORC2 signaling. The coding region runs from base 191 to 1222 and encodes 343 amino acids. Gene Ontology annotation, cellular component: plasma membrane; TORC2 complex; cytoplasm. The transcript has 8 exons. The record is from RefSeq and is a predicted model, not a curated record.
AGCAAGCUGAAAAAUAUGAGAAAAGAAGACGUAAACGGAAAGCAGUAAUGUCGUUAUGUGACCAUCGGAGCGUUACUUUAUUUAUACGUCAGAUGCACCUGGAAUAUUUUAUUCACAAUGUUCAAAUGAAUUCUGAGUGGCCGCUGUAAUAGUGGGGCGCGAUCAACCCAGUUUUUACAAAGGUGAAGAAAUGGCCUUCUUGGACAAUCCAGCUAUUAUUCUUGCCCACAUCAGACAAUCCCACGUGACCAGUGAUGAUACAGGAAUGUGUGAAAUGGUCCUAAUCGAUCAGGAUGUGGAUCUGGAGAAAUGUCAUCUGACCCAGGUACCUGGUAGCGGCUAUGAGUCAGCAAUAUUGAGUUCCUUAAAUGAGGGAUUUGGCUCCAUGACAGACGGUUACACUUGUGACCUCUCCCAGUCUAUGGACAUCACCUCCAGCUGGGACUUUGGCAUCCGACGACGCUCUAACACAGCCCAAAGACUUGAAAGACUGAGGAAGGAGCGUCAAAACCAAAUCAAAUGUAAAAAUAUUCAGUGGAAAGAAAGAUCUUCCUCUCAAUCAGUGGAGGAUUUGGGGUCCUUUUUUGAAAAACGUGACAUUAAGGAUAGAAUGCGGUCAACAUGUGUGAAAUCUACUCUUUCACUUCGAUUGGAGCAGUGUCCCCAGCAGCUCAACAACCCAUUCAAUGAAUAUUCAAAAUUUGAUGGCAAGGGCCAUAUUGGCACAACAGCGACAAAAAAGAUAGACGUCUACCUUUCAAUGCAAAUGGGUCAGGAGAAAGUGCAUCCCAUGGCAGUCGUCACUAUUGCGAAUGCCCGUGUUCAUGAUCUUAUUGGGCUAAUCUGUUGGCAAUACACAACUGAGGGACGAGAACCAAAACUCAAUGAAAAUGUGAAUGCCUACUGCCUUCACAUUGCAGAAGAUGAUGGUGAGGUGGACACAGACUUCCCUCCCCUGGACUCCAAUGAGCCAAUACACAAGUUUGGUUUCAGCACUUUGGCGUUGGUGGAGAAAUAUACUUCACCUGGCCUUGGUUCACGACAAUCACUGUUUGUCAGAAUAAACGCUGCUCAGGGUUUUUCUUUAAUCCCCGUGGACAGUCUGAAAGUAACCAUGAAAGAAAUUCUUCAGAAAGCACUCAAGAAGAGGAAAGGGUCACAGAAAGGAUCAGACACGCACAUCUCUCGCGCACGAACGAGGGGUGGGUCCCAGCACCAAUGAUUCGUCACAGGCUGGCCAUUUCCUGCUGUCGAUCAUGAGCUGGUCCCGCCCACGCGCACGAGGACAGGACAUUCUAAUUUUUUAUUUAUCUUUUAGAAGCAAUUUGCAUUUCUUUACCACUUGAUUUGCAAAUUUUAACUUUAGUGUGCACACAAUUUGAUCAAACAGCAUUGUCAUACUUCUUGUAUGGACAGGAGCUCUAAUAAUCUAAAAAAUGUUCUAAUAAUCUGACAAUGACAUUUUUUGCUGUAUGGACAUCUAUUAUUUCUUUCUCUGUAUGAGCAUGAGCGGAAGGAGAGGAAGCUUGUCAUGCUGAAAAUUUAACUUUUCCUCUGCCACCUCCUCCACCCUUUGAUGGGUUUUGUUUUUUAUGACGACACUCUUUUGACCAGUGUCCAUGUUUCCCACAGUUUCAACAGUUGUUUGAAUCUGAUAGGGCUUUUGAUUUGAAUGGUGGCUUGCGACCUUGUUGGUCUCUAACUCUUCCUCUGCCCCUUUGGGAACUUUGGAAGAAGAUCGUUGUAUCUUCAUUUACAUAAUUAUCUUCAUCAUCUAGAUGAAAUACAUCAGAACUUUUGCCUUUCUCAAUCACUUUCUCAGCGUCUCUGGCCCAAUGCAUGUUGUAACACAAGCAGUGUCCGCCUCCACCAAGUGUUUCCUCACCCAGUUGCCCAAGUCAGGGGGGAAACCAGUGAGGAGCGCAUUUUUAAGAUGUUGCUGAUAAGCAUUCUCAGCUGCACCACUGUGCACCCUGAAUUCUUUUUCAAAUCUUAAUUGAAUGGCGGCCUCAUCACUUUUUAUCUUUCUAUUUUUCGUCUUUUGAAUGUGUUCUCUUCUCUCUUGUGAAGCUUUCAACCACAUUCUAGCACAAUGCAGUUUUCUCUCUUUUCUUUCCUUUCUCAAUCCCUUUGGCUUCCUAGCCACAGUCUCCUCCAAAAUGUCUACCACUACGUUCCACAUUUCAACUUUCAACUUUCCUUGUACUCCAUACUUUUUCUUCCACUUCGGCAUGUAUUGCAUACAAUUAGAAAACCUACUCGCCAUGUACUUCUCAUCACCUUCAAGAGCUAGAGAUUUACCCUUUUUAUUUCCUAUCUUAAUUUUAGUAGUUUUAGUUUUUCCAAUUUUUUUUCAAGUUUUUUUUUUUCUUUGAGGAUCCUCAAUGCAGGUUUAAGUCGACCUUUCAACAAAUUACUGGCCUGUGUUAUUGCCGUGGAUCAAUGCUAGAACUGCUAUUUAGUCAAUUUAUCCUACCAGUCACCCUCAACCACACAAUUGUCAUGCGAACAGCUUGGAAAAACGGACAAAAAAGUAUCUACGCCCUUCUUCAAUUCAGAAAAAUAAGCUCUGUUUUUUUUUCUAGCCCGUUUCUUUCACUGGAAGUCGAACCCAAGCUGUUCUUUGGCCGCAAAAACAAACAAAGAAGAAUCUAAGCACUUAAAGUUAAAGUCCCAAUGAUCGUCACACACACAUCUGGGUGUGGUGAAAUUUGUCCUCUGCAUUUAACCCAUCCCCAUGUGAUUUUGAUCCAUCCCCUGGGGGAGAGGGGAGCAGUGAGCAGCAGCGGUGCCGCGCUCGGGAAUUAUUUGGUGAUCUAACCCCCCAAUUCCAACUCUUAAUGCUGCGUGCCAAGCAGGGAGGCAAUGCGGACAGAACCGCAAUCGGCGGCAACCCGGGGAAACAGAACCACAAUCGGCGGCAACUCGGGGAACAGAACUGCACUCAGCGGCGUUCAGGGGCCCAGGGCCACAAUCGCGGCACACACUGGGGACCCGACCCGCAAUCGGCAGCAACUUAGGGGACAGAACUGCACUCGGCGGUGUUCAGGGGCCCAGGGCCACAAUUGCGGCACACACUGGGGACCUGAACCGCAAUCGGCAGCAACUUGGGGUACAAAACUGCACUCGGCAGCGUUCAGGGGCCCAGGGCCACAAUCGCAUCACACACUGGGGGUCAUGAAAGGAGCGUCCACGUCGCGGCCCCGGGAGUAUUGACGAGAUCAACUAGAUCGACUAGAUACUGCUAAUCCUUUCACCACUACAAGCAAAAGUUACAAGCUACAACGCAGCUACAAGCUACGCUACAAGCUACGCUACAAGCUACGCUACAAGCUACGCUACAAGCUACCUACAGCUACGCCGAAAACUGCAAGCUACAAGCCACAAAGCUACAGAACAGAAAACAACAUCAUGCCUGGAGAUAGACACAAAGGUCGACCUUGAAAACGAGGAACCUCCUCACGACCAGCAUUGGCGGUCCUACAGAAAUCGCGGGUCCGGCGCAGCUGGCUUGGAAUCUGGUGAUGCCCGCGGGUCCUGCAACGCUGGGGUGGAGCCCGAUGGCGGUCGCAAAUCUGAGGGCGCCGGGAGGCACUCCGAUGGCGGCCGCAGGUCCAGCGUCGCAUUAGCGAAGUCCGAUGACGGUCGCGGAGCCGAUGGCGCCAGGAUGAACUCCGAUGGCCGCCGUGAGUCCGGCGUCGCUGAAGCAAGAUCCGAUGGCGGCCGUGGAGCCGGUCUAGCUGGAGCGAAGUCCGACGGCGACAGCGGAGCCGAUCGCGCUGGAACGAGCUCGGACGACGGACGUGGACCGGGCGUCGCUGACGGUAGCUGGUGGUGAGCGAGGUCCAAGCGCUGGUCGCUGUAGUGGUCGGAUCAUUCUGUCACGGGUGGGAAUGGAAAUGGAGCAGGGCAACCAAGUGCAGCUUGGACCAGGGUUUACUGGCGGAACUCAAAAUAACAGACUCGGUAAACUGACAUAACUGACUAACAAAACCAACAACAGGACUGACCGAAAAAGACAUGAAACAACAAGACAGGGUGACGUUACCAAUGACAACAAUUCAUGGUGAUUCGGUGAUUGUGCAUAUGAAACUGGUGGGGUUCGGUACCUCCAACAAUGUUAAGAACCAGGGCUCUGGACUCGGUCAGAUUUUUGCUCCGAGUCCGGCCUCUUGACCAUGAGUCCGAGUCCGGCUGUCCAUUUUUUCUGUUAAUUCAUGUGACUGCUUAGUCUUUAUCCGAGGCUAAUUCAGAUCAAAAUCUAAAUAAUUACAACAGUUUUGUGAUGGCUUUGUCUUUAUUAAACAUAUAAACGAAUACAAUAAACAGAUACCUUUUGCUGCAAUUACAGCUGCAAGUCGCUUGGGGUAUGUUUCUAUGAGUUUUUCACAUCGAAAGACUGGAAUUCUUGCCCAUUCUUCCUUGAAAAACAGCUCAAGCUCAGUGAGGUUGGAUGGAGAGUGUUUGUGAACAGCAGUCUUCAGCUCUUUCCACAGAUUCUUGAUUGGAUUCAGGUCUGGACUUUGACUUGGCCAUUCUAACACCUGGAUACCUGUAUUUGUGAACCAUUCCAUUGUAGAUUUGGCUUUAUGUUUUGGAUCAUUGUCCUGUUGGAAGAUAAAUCUCCGUCCCAGUCUCAGGUCUUUUGCAGACUCCAACAGGUUUUCUUCUAGAAUGGUCCUGUAUUUGGCUCCAUCCAUCUUUCCAUCAAUUUUAGCCAUCUUCCCUUUCCCUGCUGAAGAAAAGCAGGCCCAAACAAUGAUGCUGCCACCACCAUGUUUGACAGUGGGGAUGGUGUGUUCAGGGUGAUGAGCUGUGUUGCUUUUACGCCAAACAUAUCGUUUUGCAUUGUGGCCAAAAAGUUCGAUUUUGGUUUCAUCUGACCAGAGCACCUUCUUCCACAUGUUUGGUGUCUCCCAGGUGGCUUGUGGCAAACUUUAAAGGAGACUUUUUAUGGAUAUCUUUGAGAAAUGGCUUUCUUCUUGCCACGCUUCCAUAAAGGCCAGAUUUGUGCAGUGCACGACUGAUUGUUAUCCUAUGGACAGAAUCUCCCACCUCAGCUGUAGUUAUCUGCAGUUCAUCUAGAGUGAUCAUGGGCCUCUUGGCUGCAUCAGUCUUCUCCUUGUUUGAGAUGAAAGUUUGGAGGGACGGCCGGGUCUUGGUAGAUUUGCAGUGGUCUGAUACUCCUUCCAUUUCAAUAUAAUUGCUUGCACAGUGCUCCUUGAGAUGUUUAAAGCUUGGGAAAUCUUUUUGUAUCCAAAUCCGGCUUUAAACUUCUCCACAACAGUAUCUCGGACCUGCCUGGUGUGUUCCUUUGUCUUCAUGGUUCUCUCUGCGCUUUAAACAGAACCCUAAGACCAUCAAAGAGCAGGUGCAUUUAUACGAAGACUUGAUUACACACAGGUGCAUUCUAUUUAUCAUCAUCAGUCAUUUAGGACAACAUUGGAUCAUUCAAAGAUCCUCAAUGAACUUUUGGAGUGAGUUUGCUGCACUGAAAGUAAAGGGGCCAAAUAAUGUUGCACGCCCCAGUUUUCAGUUUUUUAUUUGUUAAAAAAGUUUAAAUUAUCCAAUCAAUUUCGUUCCACUUCACGAUUGUGUCCCACUUGUUGUUGAUUCUUGACAAAAAAUUACAAUUUUAUAUCUUUGUUUGAAGCCUGAAAUGUGACGAAAUGUUGAAAGGUUCAAGGGGGCCGAAUACUUUCGCAAGGCACUGUAAAUAUCAUAAGAUGUGAAACAGUUGGGAAUCGAAACUCAUUCAUGUUAAAGUGCACAAAUGCAUAGCUUGACACGUCUGUCAGGGUCAUGUUCAUGAGUGAAGGCAGGAUAGGACGUGAAUAGGUAGACAGGUGUAUCGAUUUAGCGUCCACUACGAUACGGACCCUUUACCGAUCUGUUGUGAAGAAGGAGCUGAGCUUUAUCGGUUGACCUAUUUUCCUACCCUCAAAAUGUUGGUAUCAUUACAACGCUUGACUUAUGUUCUUGCUGGGCAUUUAAUUUUUAAGUUUAUUUGUCAUCCUA